UAGAGAAUCCAGGUGGGAUAGUGGGUAGAUCACCAGGCUUGAUAUCAAAAAGACAUCUUCCUGAGUUCAACUCUGGCCUCAAAUACUUAGGAGCUAUAUGACCCUGGGUAAGUCACUUAACCAUGUUUACCUCGAUUUUCUCAUCAAUAAAGUAAGCUAGAGGAAAAAAUGGGUAAAAACACUACUGUUUUUGCCAGAAAAACCAUAAAUGGGGUCACAAGGUAUGGAACAUGACUGAAACAAAUGAACAACAACAAAUCAUAUGUUUAUUGUAAAGUUCAAAUGAUAUAAUGUAUGGUAAGUUCUUUGCAAAAUUGUAAGGUUAUGUGAAUGGCUGAUAUUAUUCUAUAUAAGGCUUGCAGUUUUGUUUUGUUUUUUUAGCUAGAUGCCCUUCACUAUGAGCAGGAAGUUGAAUCUUGGAUCAUGAGUGCCUAAAUCCUUCAUUUAGUGGCUGACCCUCUGGGUGUGGUGAAUGAUUCCAUUCCCAACUGGAAUUUAUGGAGAACAACUCAGAGGUAAAAGAAUUCACCCUUGUGGGAUUAACAGAUGUUGCCAAGCUUCAGAUUCCAUUCUUCAUGAUAUUCACUGCAAUCUAUCUCAUCACCUUGGUGGGGAACCUGGGCAUGGUAGUCUUGAUCUCCUGGGAUUCCCAUCUCCACACACCCAUGUAUUUUUUCCUCAGUAACCUCUCUCUGGUAGAUUUUGGCUACUCUUCCGCUAUUACUCCUAAAGUGAUGGCUGAGUUCCUCACAGGGGACAAAAUUAUUUCUUACAAUGGAUGUGCUGCCCAAAUGUUCUUUUCUAUAGCUUUUCCUGUUAUUGAAAGUUACCUCUUAGCUUCUAUGGCCUAUGAUCGUCAUGCAGCUAUAUGUCAUCCUCUACAUUAUACCACCACUAUGACAGUUAAUGUGUGUGCUUCUCUAGCUGUUGGUUCCUAUGCUUGUGGUUUGCUGCAGUCUUGGAUCUUAACUGAUGGUACCUUCAGACUGUCCUUCUGUAACUCCAAUGUGGUACAUCACUUUUUCUGUGACAUGCCUGCACUCCUGGCUCUCUCUUGCUCUGAUAUACACACCAGUGAAAUGGUACUCAUUUUACUUGCAGGAUUCAAUGUUGUUUUUGGUUUCUUGGUUAUCUUAACUUCCUAUUUGUUCAUCUUUGUUGCUAUCCUAAGAAUUCGCUCCUCUGAAGGCCGGCAGAAAGCCUUCUCCACUUGUAUUUCCCAUCUCUCUGCAGUUUCCAUAUUCUAUGGGACAAUCGUCUUCAUGUACCUACAGCCCAACUCCAGCCAUUCCAUGGACACAGACAAAAUGGCAUCUGUUUUCUACACCAUGGUCAUUCCUAUGCUAAACCCUCUGGUUUAUAGUCUGAGGAACAAAGAUGUCAAAAAUGCUUUUAGGAAAAUUAUUGGAUGUUGA
Molecule: messenger RNA, 1415 nt
Organism: Monodelphis domestica (gray short-tailed opossum)
Lineage: Eukaryota; Metazoa; Chordata; Mammalia; Didelphimorphia; Didelphidae
Product: olfactory receptor 5B12-like
Biological process (GO): G protein-coupled receptor signaling pathway
Cellular component (GO): membrane
Molecular function (GO): olfactory receptor activity; G protein-coupled receptor activity
Source: RefSeq, a predicted model, not a curated record